This is a messenger RNA of Pygocentrus nattereri (red-bellied piranha), 1404 nucleotides long. RefSeq lists its product as uncharacterized. NCBI's taxonomy places the organism in Eukaryota, Metazoa, Chordata, Actinopteri, Characiformes, Serrasalmidae. The transcript is spliced from 6 exons. The record is from RefSeq and is a predicted model, not a curated record. Bases 464 to 1153 code for a protein of 229 amino acids.
CCACACAUUUUCAAUGGGAGACGGUCUGGACUGCAGGCAGGCCAGUCUAGUACCCGCACUCUUUUACUACGAAGCCACGCUGCUGUGUAGCCGCUAGGGACCUAGGGCCAUGUCUAAUUAGCUUCGAAUGGGCGUUGGUUGAGUUUCCUGGGGUCGUUUCGGACCGGCAGAUAUAUGGGCAGCUCCUAGUAGCAGUAGCGGAGUUAGCUUCCCAGUCGCAGUCGCGACUUCGGCGGCGGCAGGAGCGAAAAAACAGGCAGUAAGGGACGUCCAGUCAGAGGCGCUGCAGGCUCCUGCCCAGACAGAGAUGCAACUGGUCAGCAUGCUCUCUACAGUGGCCCUGUAGAAGCUGGUGAGAAUCGGAGAGGGGAGGGCUGUGAAAGUGAAAGAUCAUCCUGCAGUUUUCCAUUCAUUUCAUGUCCUGCCUGAACCACUGAAGUCGUCUCGGAGACAUCACUUCAGAAUGACUCGAGAAACUGUCAAAGCCUUUGUUGUGAUCUGUGGGAAUACACUGAAUUCCCACAAGCCCUUUUUGGAUCAUCUCUCUCGUUCACCCAACUUCCAUAAAGUGACCUCUGUGGAGGACAGUAACGUCAUCAUUGCUUUUGGAACUGACAUUCAAGCAGCUCUGCGGAAGAUUCAAGCAAUCUCAGCCACCCAGCCUGUCGUUCUAGUGGUGCUCCACCACAGAGCUGAGCAGAAUCCUGUCGCCCCGAACAGCAGCCAGAGUGUUGACAGGAGUGACGUGUUCACCGUGGACUGCCUGUUUAAUGAAGACCGAGGGCUGCUGAGCUGUCAGCACAAUGACGAGGCACUGAAAGCAGUGAAAGAGCAUCUGGGACUAGAGGAUGGACGUACUCACAGGAAGUCGUGGCCUUGUCAGCUGCUUUUCUGGACACUUGCCUUGUUGACCAUCAUUCUGAUUUCCUGCCUUGGCACUUCGGAUUACAUUCACGCCGUCUGGUUUAUUCCCUGGAUGCUCCUUCUCUUGGUGGUUCUCCUGGAGAGGUGUGGCUAUGGAAAGUGGAAUCUCCUGAUUAUUGUUAUUGUGAACGUGGUAGUGGUUCUAGUCUUCUCACUGAUACAAAGAACCAAAAAAGCCAAGGUCACCCACCUCUUAGAAAGACUAAUCUUUUCUAUCGAGAGAAAAUAACAGUACUGCUAUACUUGCUGAUGAACUCAUUUAACCCCGGGACGGAGAAUGUCAUGAAAACAAACGUGUAGCAAAAGAAAAAAAUGAUGCAUGAUUAUUAAUCGAUAUCCAUUCACUGACUAACAUAAUACACCAAUGAAUGUUUAUAUAAGCAGUUGCCGCACGGAGAUAAAGGGGAAACUACACUGUGUGCUGGGUCAGUUGUACCUGGAUUUGUGUUGAAAUAUUAAACAUUACUGUAAAUAAACCUG